AUGCCAGAAUUCAGAAACCUUCAUAACACCUCCACCCUCAUAAUCAGCGCUGCUUCCUACGGGUCUUCUUCAAAUUGCCUCUUUGCUUCGCCGAUUAUGAUAUUCCCCGAUGAAGUGGUCAGCGAGGAGCCUGCCAACAUUGAAAACGAAGAGGUGAGCGAUUCUGGAUGCUUCAUCCAAUCCCCCAUGGAUCGUAAAAUGGAACGUUACAGAAAAUUGAGAGCCAUGCACGAACGAGCUGGUCGUCUUCCUAAAAGUACUGUCCCUGAAAACGACUCGAGAAACAGCAGUCAAUCAUCAACUUCUAGUGAUCGUAGCAAUUCGGAAAAUUGA
This is a messenger RNA of Acaulospora colombiana, 333 nucleotides long. NCBI's taxonomy places the organism in Eukaryota, Fungi, Glomeromycota, Glomeromycetes, Diversisporales, Acaulosporaceae. The record is from the annotation of a GenBank genome assembly.